AUGACGACUCCAAAGUUCAGCUCGAAAUCACCUACGAUUAGACGAAUACUUCGUGAAGCAGCCGAAAUCUCCAACUCACCUUCUGCCGAUUACACAGCCGAGCCCCUCGAAUCCGACCUGUUCGAGUGGCACUUCACACUCAAGGGGCCACCCAACUCAGUCUACAGUAACGGCAUCUACCAUGGUCGCAUAGUUCUUCCACCCACAUACCCUCUUCGGCCGCCUUCUUUCCGCUUCAUGACACCAAGUGGUAGAUUCGAAGCCAAUCGUGAGAUCUGCUUGAGUAUCAGUGGCCAUCAUGAGGAGACGUGGCAACCUGCAUGGGGAGUGCGGACAGCUCUUGUAGCGCUCCGAAGUUUUAUGGAGACGGAUGCUCGUGGCCAGCUUGGAGGUCUUGAAACCACUGACGCAGUGCGCCAACGUCUUGCCAACGAGUCACCGGCAUUCAAAUGCGCAACAUGCGGGAAGACAAACGGCGAGAUCAUCAAGGAAUGCGAAGAGCGAGCAAAGGAAGCAUCAUCAAGCGCACAGGAAGUCGAGAUCCCCAAAGAGCUGAACAUGGGGUGGCGAGAUGAGAUGGGAGCUAAGAAGGAGGGCGAGAGCAAACUUGAACAGAUAAACGACGACGCUGAGACCGCUCAGCUUGCAGAGGGAUUUGUUCAGACCGCACCAGAUGCUGUCACAGCUGCCAAUGAUUCUUCGGCCCCUCAACCACCAGCAGAGAACCGAAACCCCACCCCGACUCGAACUACACCCCUCCCCGUUCCGGCGGCUCAAGGACUUGUACCACAGGCAGCGGCACAGGCCCAAGCGCAGCAAGCUCGGAGAGCAACAGACGAUGGUGUUCCUCUGUGGCUUGAUCGAACUAUCGUUGUUUUGGUGGUGCUUUUGGUGGCCCUCGUUCUCAAGAUCAUCUUUGCUGUGUGA
Messenger RNA from Fusarium fujikuroi IMI 58289, 927 nucleotides. Its product is annotated as related to non-canonical ubiquitin conjugating enzyme 1. Lineage: Eukaryota; Fungi; Ascomycota; Sordariomycetes; Hypocreales; Nectriaceae. The transcript has 3 exons. The coding region runs from base 1 to 927 and encodes 308 amino acids. The record is from RefSeq and is a predicted model, not a curated record.